AUCAUCCGGCGACGUCAAUAUAAGGUUCAUCAUGUUUCAUGGAAUACCUGCCUCUGGAGUGAUGGGAGGAGCACCUGCCAACAAGCCAGAACUGUAUGAGGAAGUGAAAUUGUACAAAAAUGCCAGAGAAAGAGAAAAGUAUGACAACAUGGCAGAGUUGUUUGCUGUGGUCAAAACACUUCAGGCCCUGGAAAAAGCCUACAUUAAGGACUGUGUGACUCCAAACGAAUACACAGGAGCUUGCUCAAGAUUGCUUGUCCAGUACAAGGCUGCUUUCAAACAAGUCCAGGGAUCAGAUGUGGGCUCCAUUGAUGACUUUUGUCGGAAAUACAGGCUGGACUGCCCACUGGCUAUGGAAAGGAUCAAAGAGGAUCGACCAAUCACCAUUAAGGAUGACAAGGGCAACCUGAAUCGCUGCAUUGCAGACAUAGUUUCUCUCUUUAUCACAGUGAUGGACAAACUUCGACUUGAGAUUCGUGCCAUGGAUGAGAUCCAGCCUGACCUGAGAGAGCUCAUGGAGACCAUGAAUCGAAUGAGCAACAUGCCUCCAGAUUCAGAGGCCAAAGACAAAGUCAGCCUCUGGUUAACCACACUAAGCAGCAUGUCUGCAUCUGAUGAGCUGGAUGACUCCCAGGUUCGCCAGAUGCUCUUUGACCUGGAGUCUGCCUACAACGCCUUUAAUCGUUUCUUACACUCUUCUUAAAUGUUCCUUCCCUCUCUGAGCUCUCUGAACUCUUUUCCACCAGCUUUUUGUUUUUGUUUUUUUAUCAAACCUUUGUUUCAUUUUCCCUAUUUUGCCCAUGUCUUGUAGGAAUGUAGGAACUUUAAAUUCAGUUAGAGUACUGCUUAAUAAGGCUUAUAUUGUUCAGUAAUACAAUCAGGAUUAUAUUAUUUACAGAUUUGAAAAUUAGGAGUAGGAGACUUUUUUUUUAACGUAAAGAGAUUUUUCUAUCACAUGGUAGUCUGAAAGUGUUCUAUAGAAUGGCAAUAGCGAAUACAAUAGCCAACUGAGAUGCAACGAGGGCGUUAUAGGGAGGAGUUUAUUAUAGGCAAAAGAUGAUUGCAUGUGUUGAAUGAACAUAUGAAUUGAUAGUUUAUGGAUCUCAUAAUAUCUUCUAGAACAAGGUCUGAUACUGAACUCUCAGUACUGCAUUU
Sinocyclocheilus rhinocerous is the source of this 1155-nucleotide messenger RNA. Its product is annotated as vacuolar protein sorting-associated protein 28 homolog. Gene Ontology annotation, molecular function: protein-containing complex binding. Gene Ontology annotation, cellular component: ESCRT I complex. The transcript has 11 exons. Gene Ontology annotation, biological process: protein transport to vacuole involved in ubiquitin-dependent protein catabolic process via the multivesicular body sorting pathway. NCBI's taxonomy places the organism in Eukaryota, Metazoa, Chordata, Actinopteri, Cypriniformes, Cyprinidae. The record is from RefSeq and is a predicted model, not a curated record. Bases 32 to 703 code for a protein of 223 amino acids.